Papilio polytes (common Mormon) is the source of this 1684-nucleotide messenger RNA. RefSeq lists its product as uncharacterized. NCBI's taxonomy places the organism in Eukaryota, Metazoa, Arthropoda, Insecta, Lepidoptera, Papilionidae. Gene Ontology annotation, biological process: RNA polymerase I preinitiation complex assembly; transcription elongation by RNA polymerase I; nucleolar large rRNA transcription by RNA polymerase I. The coding region runs from base 239 to 1315 and encodes 358 amino acids. Gene Ontology annotation, molecular function: DNA binding. The record is from RefSeq and is a predicted model, not a curated record. Gene Ontology annotation, cellular component: RNA polymerase I complex. The transcript has a single exon.
GAGUGCUUUGGAGGACGAAAACCCGGUGACGACACUACUGGAGUAGAAUAAGGCAGUGGAGAUGAUGAUGAAAUACUCUGUGUGCAUGAAAAUAUUUGUACUCUUUGACGAUACAUUUGGAAAUGUCAAUGUCAACUGUCAUUGUCAAAUGAAAUGAAAUGUUUACUAAUAACAUAACCUAUAACGCAUAGUAUAUUUUCACGUGUGUUUUUCAUUUGAUUAAUCAUAACUGAAUACAAUGCCUAAGUUACAAAUUGACGAAGUUUUCACUAAAAACAGCAUACAUCCAAUGCUCAUAAACUUUCAAAAUGGAUACACGACUGGAAGUUUCAAGCCUUCAGAAUGUUUGAUAUUACAAGAUGAGAAUUUAAAAACGAGCAUCACUACACAAAUAAAUGAUUUCGUCUACACUGGAGAAGAGGAAAGAGAAGAUUUAAGUAAAACUAUAAUAAUUGCUAAGAAUAGAAACACUGGAAAAGUUAGGUUAAUAGAAAUAGGUACGGCGGAGUUAAAACCCGUGCUCAAAGUCGACUUAGACUCCACUCAGUUAUUGGAGACGAGUAAUUUAGAACUGAGUAGGAAAUUCGGUUCUAAAAAACAGAAGCAACAAGUCGAACAACGCGAGAAACUAAAGGUUAAUGUACAAAUUGUUAACGAACAAAUGCAAAACGUCACUCAAGAUGUAUCUAUUGACAACUUAGACCUUUCGUCAUACGAAAAUCCAGAUUCGGAUGAUUUCUACAUACCACCAAUUAACCGAGACGCACAAAAACCGGAACAAAUCUAUGAAUUAGAUAAAAUUUUAAGCGAUGAUGAUUUUGAAAAGAUAUACUCAGAACUGGAUGGUACAGAAUACAUUUCUGAUCUACCUCCAUGGGUAGCAAAUUUAAUGGCAUCUAAGAAGAAUCCAAAACACAUUGUAUUAGGAGUGUACGCUGGAAUUCUGCUUAAGUUAUACUCAAUGUUAGUUAAAGAUAUACCCAAAAAGACGUUUACAGUAUGUAAACAUUCACCAACCUUGAAUAAUAUGGUUUUAUCUAAUUUUUUGCUAAACAAUAAUGGUAAAAGAAGUAGACCAGCUCCAUACAAAGAUAAAUCAUUAUGUCAUGCUUUAAUAUUCCUACUUCUUAUUAAUAAUCUGUCAUUAGAUUUGGAUGUUUUAUCCCAAGGUAUAAAAUUGCAACCUAAAACUGUUACAACAAAAAUCCGAGUUACUGGUGCAUCAAUUAUCGCUUCUGGCAGUAAAAAACUUAUACAAUUAAAACUGCCGUUGAAAACGAAAACAGUUUUUAGACGAAAGAGUACAAAAUUUUAAUUUUUUCACAUACUCCCUAAGAAGGUUAUCAAAGUCUAUUUACGAACAUCUCCAUAAACAGAGUUUUGUUGCCAGUUUCUCCCAAAUUAGAAUAAAACAAGCACUUGACACUGGCCCAAUCUGCUGAGGAAGCGCCAUAAACAAGAAAAAGAAUAGAAUAAGUCUGUAUUUUAUAUGUAAAGAAAAAUCUCCUGCAGGUUGGAUGUAUAUUUUUAAUGUUUCCUGUACAUUGUAAAACUGCUGAAUACUGAAAACUUAAACACAUUGUAAGUUCUUACAAUCUAAACCGAUCUAUAUUAUACUAAUAUUAUAAACAGGGAAGAUUUUUAUUGUUAUAUGCAUUGAAAUAACUCAAAAACUACUGGGCCU